UCUUGUAGUUUCCGCUUCACUGUGCCUGUGUUGGUCUUUCUCCGCCUUCUGUCCAAUCUAGAUUUUACCACUUCUUCAGCAGUGAUUCCUGUAGGUAGUUUUUUUUUACAGUGUUUACUCUUUUUAGGUAGAUAUGGAUGGUUUCGAUUUACUUAAUGCCCCUCAGACCACCGCUGGGAACGGGGUUGGAGUGGAGGAGGACCCGGCGGCUGCUUUCUUGGCCCAGCAAGAGAGCGAGAUAGCGGGGAUAGAGAAUGACGAGGGGUUCAGCAUCCUGGACAGCGGAGAGGUCCCCUCAUCAAUGAGCAAUAACCUGACAGGUGACCUCGGCCAAGACGCAAACGAUGCUGUGGACGGAGCAAUAAAUGGGGAAUUCUAUCAGGAGAGCAACGGUCCCUCAGACGCAUAUGCAGCCAUAUCUCAGGUAGACCGUCUGCAGUCGGAGCCUGAGAGUCUUCGCAAAUGGAGAGAGGAGCAACUGGAGCGCCUGGAGGUUCUUGAUGCAAAUUCCCGUAAGCAGGAGACAGAGUGGAAAGAGAAGGCAAAGGUGGAGCUGGAAGAGUGGUAUACGAGACAGGAUGAGCAGCUGGAGAAAACAAAAGUCAACAACAGGGUGCUGGAUGAAGCUUUCUACAAACAACCCUUCGCUGACCUGAUUGGUUAUGUCACACACAUUAACCAUCCUUGCUACCGCCUAGACCAAGCGACCGAAGAGGCCCUUGUAUCGGAUAUGGAUGAAAACAACCCAGGCACCGACUGGGAGCGUGUGGCUCGACUCUGUGACUUCAACCCCAAGUCCAGCAAGCAGUCCAAAGAUGUCUCUCGCAUGCGGUCUGUUCUCAUCUCCCUAAAGCAAUCACCACUGGUGCACUGAUGUCGCUAAGCACAACCAACACUAGCACCACCACUACAACUGUUAGUAUAGCAAUAGUUUAAGUUCUGAACUCAGAGAAACUGGCUACAGUAAAUUAAUGAAUCCCCUUUCAAUUAUGUAUAAAAAAUCAUUUUAUCUUAUAUUUUAUCAUUCUUUUUUGAGGACCAAACUUAAUUGUGUGCUCUGUCAUUAGAGUUGAUUUGUGUUUUGUGAUUUUAGAAUCUAUGCAUUUCCCUUUGAAUUUUCCCAUGAAUAAAGUAAAUGUAUUGAAAUGAGUGUGUUCUUGUGUGCUUGUGCACAUAUAAUCAGGACUUGUGAUGUAACUCCAUUGUUGCUUUGUCUUGUUUUUGAUUUAACUAUGAACUAGUAUUAAAAGUGUGUGGAACCCUG
This is a messenger RNA of Lepisosteus oculatus (spotted gar), 1264 nucleotides long. It is a transcript of the gene clta, whose product is annotated as clathrin, light chain A. Gene Ontology annotation, molecular function: clathrin heavy chain binding; structural molecule activity. The record is from RefSeq and is a predicted model, not a curated record. NCBI's taxonomy places the organism in Eukaryota, Metazoa, Chordata, Actinopteri, Semionotiformes, Lepisosteidae. Gene Ontology annotation, biological process: clathrin-dependent endocytosis; intracellular protein transport. Gene Ontology annotation, cellular component: clathrin coat of trans-Golgi network vesicle; postsynaptic endocytic zone cytoplasmic component; plasma membrane.